This is a messenger RNA of Salvelinus fontinalis (brook trout), 972 nucleotides long. Its product is annotated as putative nuclease HARBI1. The record is from RefSeq and is a predicted model, not a curated record. The transcript has 3 exons. Lineage: Eukaryota; Metazoa; Chordata; Actinopteri; Salmoniformes; Salmonidae. Bases 18 to 569 code for a protein of 183 amino acids.
UAUCAAAGCAUUAGCAGAUGUCUUCAUCUCCUUCCCUGGCCACAGAAGACUCUGUGACAUCAAAGAGGAGUUCUAUAGGAUUGCAGAUGGUCUGCAAUGCUGACUGUGUGAUCAGCAAUGUUGUGGCAAAAUGGCCUGGCUCAGUCCAUGACUCCAGAAUCUUUCGGGCCUCUGAAAUCUAUCAGUGCCUAUCACAAGGUGAAUUCUCUGGUGUGUUGCUGGGAGACAGGGGGUAUGGCUGCCAGCCUUUUCUCCUGACACCUUUCACAGACCCCCAGGAAGCACAGCAGGCCUACAACCAUGCCCAUGCCAGGACCAGGGCCAGAGUUGAAAUGACCUUUGGCCUCCUGAAGGCACGCUUUCACUGCCUUCACAAAUUAAGGGUCAGCCCUGUUAGGGCAUGUGAUAUUACUGUGGCUUGUGCUGUCCUCCACAAUGUGGCCUGCCUGAGGAAGGAGAGGGCCCCCAGAGUGCCACCAGCCAUGGACUGGGACAAUCCGGCAAUCUUCCCUGAUGACGACAGUGGUCGGCUGCUGAGGGACCAAUAUGUGUUGAAUUAUUUUAGUUAGUAUGUGUGCUUUCAAUUUUGGUUAAAUAUGUCCUGCGGUGGCAGAGGAAUUUGUUUUUUUUGGGGUUCGUUUUUUUUACGAAUUUGGCCUCUUAUGAUGUUUGUGCGGUAUACUGUGUGUAAUACAAGGCUGCAGGGAGGCUACUGCAUCCAUUAAUUUGUCUGUUCAGUUGAUGUGUAUGGAUUUGUCCUGCAUUUAUUUUAGUGUGCAGACAUGCAGGGUGUGUUAUAUACAGACCUUUGAAUGUGUAUGUAUCAUUUUGUAUAAUAUGCUUGGAUUCUGUGCUUUCCAUCUUGUAGAGUCACUGUGACUUCAGUUUCGAAAGGAGCUGAUGGUUUACCUGCUUUGUUUUGUCCUUAUUCAAUAAAGGAACAUAAUGUUACACAUUGUGUUUUUAUAUUCA